CUGUGGGAUCUAUUAAUGCCAAAUGAGAAAUUAGAAGGUCGAUAUAGCGAACAAUGGACUAAAAUCGGGUUUCAAGGCAAAGAUCCUGCGACAGAUUUUCGUGGCAUGGGAAUGCUCGGUUUAGAUGAUUUAGUUUACUAUGCUAAAAAUUACCCAGAAUCUGCACAUGAUGUGUUGGAGUCUUCGCGCCGUAAUCGCUCAUGGCGUCCAUUUGCCACUGUGGGAAUUAAUAUUACAUUCUUUGCUGUUCAAACUCUUCGCACCCGGCGACUUCAAUAUUUUUUAUUUAAGUAUGGUUCUACAAAGGAUAUUUACCAUGAAUUUUUCUGUUAUCUAUUUCACUCCUUUGAUGAGUUCUGGAUGUCAUAUGAUCAAUCUACAAUAACAAUAAUGGACUUUGAAAAGAUUUUUAAUCAAUUCAAAAGACAUAUCAUACAAGAAUUAUUAGAUCGAAAAUCAAUGGUAUUGGAUGGAUCAAAAGAUAUGUUUAUUCAAUAUGAGAAAGCCAAAUAA
This is a messenger RNA of Dentiscutata heterogama, 513 nucleotides long. Lineage: Eukaryota; Fungi; Glomeromycota; Glomeromycetes; Diversisporales; Gigasporaceae. The record is from the annotation of a GenBank genome assembly.